ACACCGCUUUUGUCGUUUUGAUGCGAAAUUAUUAACCACUCAGGCCUACGGCCCUCGUGGUCAAUUCUUACGAAUCAAAACUCCAAACAGGUUUAAAAUAGUCGAUAAAAACCGUUAAGACCGAUAUUAUUUCUUAAUUCGAACACUCCUAGUGACUUUGCUACUAUGGACAAAGAAGAAAAAAACGAGUGUUAAACUGCCAAUAAAUACUAGUUAGGGACUACUUGUAUAUGCGGCUGUUAUGUUUUCUCCCUCGAUUAUAUAGUUUACAAAGCUCUUUAAGUAACAAUAGCAAGAAUGCAUUUGUGAAAAAAAUGCUAUGCCCCCGCAUUAAUUUAACAGAAGUAGAUUUCUUGUUACUUUACAAUUGAACUUUGCCAUAAUGUAGUAGUUCUUCCUCUGAUUUGUUUGUCUUCACAAAUUAGAAAAACCGAGCGUUGUCCACACUAGACAGUUAUUCUUAUGCUUGUAUGACAUUGUUUUUAUUGUAGGACGCAGAUUUAUUGCUUGAUCCAAAUGACGCUUACAUUUUCAAUGAGGCUUUAAAGAAAGGGUUCGGGAAAGACAGAUUCGUGAGAAUAAAUGUUGUUGGUAACUAUGAACAAGGCAAAACUAGUCUGACGAGAAGGCUUUUGAAUCAAUCUUUGGAAGGCGUUGAAAGCACAGAUGGCAUUGAUGUUCAUGUGCGGAAAUGUAAAAUUAAAGAUAAAAAAUGGGUAAGCUCGCAAACAGAAUUUGAUGAAAACGACUUCCUAGAAAAUUUAGCUGAAGGGACUAUUCGCACAACAGAAAUCACAGAAAAUGAAACUGAUAAAUCUGAUCAUGCAGAAAGUAAAUUAAAGCAAAACAGCAUGCCCUUUGAUGAAAGAAACACAGAAGAAACAGUCACGGAUGUGAUUUCAAAUAAAAAGUCCAUUGCAGAUGACCCUCAUAGUGCCGAGUCUGAAACCUUUAAAUCAAUCUCCAGUUUUAUUGGAACUGGUGAAAAUACAAGUAAUGAAGCAAACUUUCAAGCAAGUUUUAUAAGAAAAUAUUCAAGUCAAUUAAUAGAAAAAAUGACUAUGCCUUUGGAUGAAACAUUAACCGCAAACAUUUGGGACUUCGGUGGACAGUUCAUUUAUUACGCCACACACCAGAUAUUUCAUUCAAAGGACGCUAUCUAUCUUUUGGUAUUCAGUUUGGCGACAGACCUAAAUGAAGCUGUCAUGGAUAAGGAAUUUCCCGACAGGAAGUCAACAAUGGGCGACUGUCUAAAGUUCUGGCUUGAUUCCAUUCAUGCAUAUGCUGGGUCAGAAGAAGGUGGGACUUCGGAACAUGUGUCAAAACCAUUUGUUAUAUUAGUAGGAACAUUUAAAGACCUUUUUAAGGGCAAUUCAGAAAAUAAGUUUGAUGAAGUUUUGGAUUUAUUUGUGAAUGAUUCAGCUAGGCGUCACCUGUUGCGGGAACAAUAUGCCGUUUCUAACACAAAUAUUUCAGAUGAUGAAUUCCAAAAAUUGAAGGCUAAAAUUUUUGAGCUAGGGAAGAAACAUGCUGAAGAAAACCCAGUUCCAUUGAAAUGGAUUCCGCUCAAGAUAGCUUUAUUAUCAGAAAAAGGUAAAAACAUCAUAACAAUUGAGGAAGUCAAGAGGCUGAAUACAGAAAAUGAGAAUCUAGUUGAGAAAGAAGAAUUAAAAACAUUUUUGAAAUAUCUGCAUCUUAAGGGUAUUCUUAUCUUCUUUGACGAAGAAUACCUUGAAGGCCACAUUGUUGUUAACCCGCAAUAUUUAGUUGACGCAUUCAGAUGCGUUAUUGGGUCAAAGGCAUGUAUAAAAGAUGCAAAGUUGCAUCCUCAAUGGAAACGUUUGAAUGAAACUGCAAUCUUAGAAAAUGAUUUUCUAGAGGCUAUGUGGGAGAAAGAUGUAGGAAAAGACUUUCUAAAAAACAAAGAGGUCUUGUUGAUGUUCCUACAAAGACAUAGGAUAUUGUCUAAACUUUUUAUUAUGGAUGAAGCAGGAAACAAAAUCUAUCAAGAAAAGUACAUGAUUCCGAGCCUUUUGAAACACCGUUGUGAGCAACAUCAAUUAAAGAUGUUCACAGAUGGUAAGAAUGCAACACUUGUAUCACUAGGUUUUCAAAUAGAGAAUACUGCUUUGCUGACAAGUCUGUUCGAAAGAGUAACUGCAGGUGUUUUAGGAAAAUGGUCCCCAGUUGUGAAAGAUAAACGAGUAUUUGUAUUUCAAAACAUUGGCCAUUUUAGAUUAGACCUUGAACAUGUUGGGAAAGUGGAGUUGAAGCCGGGAAAAGGUAUUCAGCUUACCGUUAUAAACCAGUGUCCAGGAAUCAAAGUGGAAAGCAAAGUUUGUGAUUAUUUCAGGAGAUACAUUGAAAGCCUUAUCAAACAUGAUUUUCAAAAACAUAGGAAUCGUUUGUACAAUAGCAACCCUUACAAACAUUACUUGGCAUGCAGUGAUCGGUCACAUGGCGGAGAUAGUAGCAGGGAUACAUACGGUAUAGACGAGGUGGGGGACAAAGAAAGAGCGCACUGUCCAGAUUACGGAGAACAUUUCAUUGAAUGUAGAUCUGCGAUUGAUGAAUGGUUCUCGCCAGGCAAACUAACGGAACUGUACCGUACUGCAGAUCGACGAGUAACCGAACCUGAACUCAGUAGGUUAGCAGGGUGUAUUGGGAAUAACUGGGAACUUCUUGGUACAGCUCUUGGUGUUCGUCGCGUUGACAUAGACCAUCUUAAGGAAAGUUAUAAAGACCAGACUCCAACCUGCAUUUUCAGGAUGCUCUGCAUCUGGGAACAAUCAAAACAGGAAGAUGCCACAUUGAUGCAGUUGGUUACCUGCAUAGAAGACAAUCCAGUUGUGAAUGUCGACAAGGACAUGAUUAAAAACAUAAUAGAGGGGAAUUAGAUUCCACCCCUAGAAGAAAUUUUGAAAAGAUAAAAAGUUAAUGAUUAGUAAACAAUUACAGAAUGUACUUACUUUUGCGAGUUGACAUUUCUUAAUAGGUUUGAAAAGACAUUCUGAAUAUAUAUGCUUACAUGACACAUGAUGUAGGUCAAGUAUAUUUCUGAAUGAAAGUUCCCAUUUAUUCAACUCCUCACAACAUUGAUUCCUGAUAAUGAAACCGUGUUAUAAACUAAGCUCGUGUGAUUUUAUGUUGGAUUUGUUUACCAAAGCAACACUCAAAGUGAUGAAAGCGUUGUUGAAACAGCGAUGUAAUUUCGAUUUAAAAAACACGUAUCGGCACUAGGGGAUAAAUAUCAGAAUCGAUGGAUGUAAAAAGCUUUGCUUUCGUGAUAAGUAUACAAAAGUUUCAGGUCAAUUUCAUUUCAUAUAUAAUUAAGAAAUUAUGAACAGACAUAGCCUUCGAUUUAAAAACAAUUUGUUGUCAUACUUCUUUAAUGUGUAAUUUCCAUGACAAACAAAUAGAGUAUACUAUGAAGAUUGGAGUAGAGCAGGAUUCAGGAUUAUAACAAAGUAAGCAAUAUUGAGAUGAAAGUACAUGUAUGUCAGAAGCUUUUGCUUCAUUCCAUUCAAGCAUAUCCUGGGUCAGAGUAAGAAGGUUAAUUUUUUACGAAUAUAACGAAGCUCAAUGUUAUUCAAGUAGAUAUAUUUAAAGAUAAGAUGAAAGGCAAUUGAAAAUAGUAAUUGUAUGAUGCUUUUGCUAUUUCUGUUGAUGAUUUGUCAGCUAGGAGACAAAUGUUGCCUGUAAAAUAUUUGUUUCUAUCACAGAAAUGUCAGAUAAUAUAAUACGAAAAUGGAAGGGAAAAAAAUAUGUAGUCUGAAUCGACCAUGCAGAAAGGAGCCAAGUCCGGUGAAAUGGAUACCGCUCGAGAUAGGUAUAAUAGCAUGAAAACAAAUCAAAACAUCGUAACAUUUGAGGAAGUCAAAAGUCUGAAGAAAACGGGAACCGAGAUGAAGAAGCAGAAGUGAUUUUUUAAAUAUAUCCACAUGCAUUGGUUUGAAUUAUUGAGGAUUUAAGUUUCAAAAUAUGUACCUUAAAAUCUUUAUAAAAAGAAUAAUUUUCAAGUGAAUGUUUCGAUGUGGAUUUUUACUUUAAGCAGGGUAGCAUUUUUUACAUAUUCCUUGUAAAAAAUCUCUUUUGUAAUGUACGAAUGCAUGUUUUACGAUGCCCCUCAAGAUUAUAUCCCUAAUCUGUUGUGUAAAUACUGUUGACAGUU
Molecule: messenger RNA, 4171 nt
Organism: Ruditapes philippinarum (Manila clam)
Lineage: Eukaryota; Metazoa; Mollusca; Bivalvia; Venerida; Veneridae
Exons: 1
Coding region: 852-2897 (681 amino acids)
Biological process (GO): signal transduction
Molecular function (GO): protein binding
Source: RefSeq, a predicted model, not a curated record